This is a messenger RNA of Magnolia sinica, 1007 nucleotides long. Its product is annotated as B3 domain-containing protein Os06g0194400-like. Bases 125 to 874 code for a protein of 249 amino acids. The record is from RefSeq and is a predicted model, not a curated record. Gene Ontology annotation, molecular function: DNA binding. The transcript has 6 exons. NCBI's taxonomy places the organism in Eukaryota, Viridiplantae, Streptophyta, Magnoliopsida, Magnoliales, Magnoliaceae.
UUUCUCUCUCUCCUUUUUUUACUUCUACCCCAUUCUCCUUCUCCUUCUCCUCCCUGUCUGCUUUUCUACUUGAUCUCUACCACAGACUCUCCAAUCCAAGAACUGGAUCUUUGAUCAUUCGACAAUGGCGGUCUGUCAGCCGGCAUAUGAGGAUUUCCGUCGACAGAGAUUGGAAGAAAACAAGAAAAGGAUGGAAGACCUCAAUCUCACUAUGCUCUCUCAGACUUUGCGAAAUGCCUCUCCCAAGCCAUCCCCUGUCAAGUCGGGGAAGCCACGGGUGGUUAGGAAAGAAGCGGGUCUUGUUAAAGUUCGGAGAUCGUCUCGUGUCGCAAACAAACCAGCUCCGAUUUAUAAGGAAGCAGUGGUUGAAUAUGUGGAGAGGCCUAGAAGCUACAAGCGCAGGUCUUUGCUCAAUAGAGUAUAUGCUUCAGAUGAAGCUAGAUCAUAUGCUAUAGAGAAAGCAAAUGAAGUUCAAUCAAAUCUGGAGCCUGAAUUUCCAAGCUUUGUAAAGCCCAUGCUCCAAUCCCAUGUUACUGGUGGGUUUUGGCUGGGGCUUCCUGUGCAAUUCUCUAAGUUAAACUUACCAAGACACGACGCUACAGUUACUUUAGUUGAUGAAAAUGGGGAUGAGUACCCUACAGUAUAUCUGGCCCAGAAGACCGGGUUGAGCGGUGGAUGGAGAGGUUUCUCUCUCGCUCACGAUUUGGUUGAUGGGGAUGCUUUGGUUUUCCAAUUGGUUAAGGCUACGAUAUUUAAGGUCUUCAUAAUAAGGGCAAGCGGUUUAGAAUCUGAGGAUGAUUUGGAUGUUGGUCCGAAACGAAUCAAUGCAGGUACUUUCAAUGGCCUCGUUUGCCACCCUUUUCAUGGGUAUUAGUGUCAAACAACCACUUGCUUUAAAAGCUCAAGCCAUCAGAGGAUGGCAUAUCAAUGUAUAUGAAGGGACCUUAACACUCGGUAUAUCAAUGUAUAUCAAGGAAUUUUAACACUCCCACGCACGUGCUGGGUGG